Molecule: messenger RNA, 4687 nt
Organism: Pieris brassicae (large cabbage white)
Lineage: Eukaryota; Metazoa; Arthropoda; Insecta; Lepidoptera; Pieridae
Product: GTP-binding protein REM 1
Exons: 5
Coding region: 13-1206 (397 amino acids)
Cellular component (GO): plasma membrane
Molecular function (GO): GTPase activity; GTP binding; calcium channel regulator activity
Source: RefSeq, a predicted model, not a curated record
AACGUCGCGACCAUGGCUACGGACGGACGCACGAAGCGCUCACAAUCCAUCUGCGCGCCUGCUUCCGCGAGUAUGGAAGCUCUGGCUGCGCCUAUAGAAACCACACCAGCUCCUCGUAGGCGACCAGCCGCACGAUCACAAUCGGCCAGGAUAACUGGGGGACGCUCUGUAAGACAAAGACGGCAACAGCAACAGCAGCAACAGUUAGAUAGAGAAACCAAGGCAAGGUAUAGCUCCGAACCGCGUUUAGCCGAAGCAGAGACUCCACCACAAGUACGCAGGCAGGCAUCAGCAAGGCGCAGGCCGCCCGCUGGUCAGCAUAGCCAACCAAGGCGGUCCAACGCGUUCCUAGAUGUCCCCAAACCACACCAGCCAGAGGAGGAACCAGACGAAGAUUCGUACAGACUAAGAUCAUUCAACGUCACGCAAAAAGGAGGAAUCGUGAAUCGAGGUGACUCCUUCCGGCGCCGUCGUUCAAGAUCCGGAAGUCUCGCGCCAGCAUCUCCAGCACAAUCCGCUCCCGAGUCCCAAGAACGCCGGCCAGUUGCAUUGCACCGAGUGGCCAUGGUGGGCGCCCAGGGUGUCGGAAAAACCGCCUUAAUCAGCCAGUUCCAGACUAGUGAAUGCAUCAAUGCUUAUGACAGACAAAGAGAUGCGGACGGCACAGAGCAGAAAGUAUCAAUUCUACUAAAUGGCGAGGAAUCGGAGCUUUAUUUCGUAAACUGCACAAGUGCAAGGGAAGAGAUAGACCGCUGCGAGCCACCUGAUGCGUUCGUCGUAAUAUACUCUGUAGUAGACAAGGCAUCCUUCCAGAAGGCUGAGCAGGAAUUGGCCAGAUUACUGGAUUCUGACAUGUUGAGAUGCAGGCCGGCUGUGCUGGUUGGAAAUAAGAUAGAUUUAGCGAGAAGCAGAGCUGUUUCGACACAAGACGGUAAAUGCCUCGCGUGCACAUACAAAGCGAAAUUCAUAGAAGUGUCAGUUGGCAUCAACCACAACGUUGACGAACUCCUUGUCGGCAUCCUCAACCAGAUCAGGCUAAAGCAGCAGCAGUUCACCUCCGAUGGAGGCAGAGAGUCGUCGCCCGCGCACUGGUAUAAAUCGCGGGGUGUUGUACGCGCAAGUAUGAAAGCGCGGCAGAUGCUAACAUGGAUCUUCGGGAAAGAGGAUUCGAAAUUCAAAAAUUGUGAGAACUUACAUGUUCUGUGAGUAGAAUCGGAUGGCCCCGUUUUUGUAUAAACAGUAAAACGAGGCUGUGAAGUGAAUAAACAUUUAAGUGUCCAGUGUAGCAAUUUAAAUUUUAUUAGAACACCCAUUCGAUGUAAUCCGAAAGCGAAAUCGAUUAACUGAUAUAACUUUAUUUUAAAUAUCGAACAUGAGUGUCAAAUUUGAGAAUCAACAUUUGUUUUUUUUUCAUUCAAGUUUUAUUACAUUACACUUAAUACAAAUUAUAUAUCGAUUUCUUUUAUCAAAAUUCCCCAUUUGCUUAAGAUAUUUUAUUUGUGAAAUCUUAUUGACGAUGUUGAUUAAUAUUUGUUUAUCUAUGGCUAAUGCUGGACCUUUGACAGAUAAAGGGCCAAAGUCAAAAUUCUGACAUACGUCAGACGAUAAGUGCCAAUGCUUGAGAGAAUUUAUUAAGCUUAAAUAAAUCAGUAUUUUGUCCUUUAUAUAAUAAAAUUUGUAUUGUGAGCAAUAUAACCUAGUUAGAAAAUAUACUCAAGAGUUUAAAUUUUAUAUAAAUCGCUAGUAAUAAUUCUUUUUAUAUAGUUCAUUAAGCCCGGGUCCACUACAAAAUUUCCUUCCAUCUUCCUAGGCCUCUCUUUUCAUAGAAGAUAUUUUCUUAUGUACCUUAUAAGUACAGAUGUCCUAACAUAGUAUCAACAGUUUUAGUCCUAGUCCAUAGAUAAUAAAUCAGUCUUUAAAACUUUAAUCGAAAUCAAUGUAAAUUUACGUAACGAUUUUUUAAGUACUUUCAUGAACUAGUACCAUAAAAAGUUUUAAUAUAUAAAAAGGUAUUAUAUGUCUAUGAUCAAUCGUACAUCGCCAUCUCGUGGUUAUACGCAUCAAUAAAGUAUUCCAAUAUUAGGCAAAGUAUUUCACGAUAGCAUUUAAUACUUUGUACAGUUUUUGACAUGUAGAGCAAGUUUCGAUUCUUUAUUGAUACUACUUGUAGUUACAGAAUGUGUAAGAUCUUAAUAUUUACUCUACUCUGUACCACUUAGUCUUAAAUAAUGUAAAAAAAGUAUAAUUGUAAAUAUAUACUGCAAAUGCACCGAAGGAUUUGAUGUUGUUUGUGUAUUAUUGUAUAAUUAUAAAGUAGGUUAUAUGAUAAUGGAAUCAAAAGUCAGCCAUAAUGUUCGUUGCUCUUCUUAGUGGGAUAUUAAAUGAAUGUAUUUACAUUAAUUAAGCCUAUAUUCAUAAAAUAAAUGACGCGAAGCACAGAGCUUUAGAUCAAUACACUUUUUCAAAAGCUGGAACUGUAAAAAAAUUAGAUCCAUUACUGCAGUCUACUACUCAUCUGUCCCUUUCCACCAGUGUUUGACAGAAAGAGAUAAAAUAUUUUGACUAGACUAUAGACUAUACAGUCGCUGUCAUUAUCUGUAUGCUGUAACGCCGUAAAAAGAAUGAGAAAAUCCAUAGACCUAAUGGCAUGACUUUUACGUAAUUUAUUAUCAGGCGCAAAGGCGGCUAUAAUAAUAUUAUAUUUAUAAUAUAAUUAUGUAGUGCCUUUUUCUUAUCUAAAUGGUGUUUUAUCGUAAAUAAGUUAAAAUAAAUUUUAUAUGUGUUUAGAUUAUUAUAAGUGUAUAGUAUAUCCAAAUAAUAUAUUAAGCGUUAUUUUCAUAAGAAAUUUUGAUUCAUAAUUAACUGUCUGCUAUCUGUACAAAUAUAAUAAUACUUUAAAUCAGUGUUUCCUAACCUUUUUUGUGCCAUGUCCCUUUUGAGUCCCACCUUAGCCUUCUUAAAAUACUUAUGGGGGGCUUGUUUUUUAAAUUAAAUUGUCCACGUAAGAAACUUAAAUUAAAGGAAGAAAUUACUGAGAAAUUGUUAAUAAUGGAAAACUAAAAUUCAAAUUCCAAAGAAUGUUAAUACAUUUUCAAAAGCCCUCCUUAACAAUAAAAUUGGCACCCUGUGGGACGUUGUUCCCCCGUUGGGAAUCACUGCUAAAUGAACUUAUCUUAUACUUUGGUACUCAUAGGUACAAUGAACUAUCAAACAGUAAUAUUUUAUUUUUUAUUCAUAAAAUUAAUUGUCAUCAAAUGGCAAUUGAAAUUUCUGCUUACAAAUAAUAUUUCUUUAACACAUAUACGUGGAUUUGUUUGUUAUGUACUCUACUCGACUUAUCAGCAAUCUUAGUCACCGAUCAACUACCGCAUCUAGACGACAUAUUAAUAUAAAAUUUAUUUUAAAAAUGCUGCCAUACCAGCGCCAUCUAUUGACACAAAACUGGUUUUUAUUCCUUUGGAUUUUUACGGACUAAUUGUUCCCCCUUGUUAUAACGUUUAUAUAAAUAAUGUAAUAAAUUCGAGUUUAUAUUCAUUAAAGUUUUGUCAGCCUUAUUAACUAAAGUACUUUACCAAUACUUUGGAAUAAAUAAGACUAUUUUUUAUAUAAAAGAGGUUAUAUACACGAAUAACCAUAACCAUGUUAGCCCCAAUUCACUCACUUAACUCAAGGCUUAAGUGCAGCUUAAAUUUUGGAUCAUGUAAGAGUAAUUAAUAGGAUUACCGUUCAAAAGCUUUGGCCGGACAGAAUUGGAACUCACAUUUCAUAGUGGAUUAUGUCUAUGUAACUAACUGUUCCUAACUUUGUGCUCCUCGUUACGCCUUGCUUGUCAUAACGACGAGCACAAAGCUAAUAUACUAUCUAAUAGCUUACGUCUUUAGCUAUUGUGUUAUUUCCCAUCUAGUUAGAAUAGUGUUAAGCUGCUGGUUAAGCGUAGUGCCGCGAUUUUUACUGGUUAAUGGCGGGGCGGGAUGCGGAGAAGGCUACGCUGUUGGCGUGUCCUGGCUCGGGUGAUUGCUGGUGGCAGGGGGUUUUAGUGGGAAUGCACAGUAACGAGGCUUAACAAUAACCCUUUACCACAAUAGUGGGAAAAAACAUUGUAUCUUCUCUUAUACGCUUUCAAAUCUUUCUUACACUAGCAUCCGAAGAUUGAUUUACAUAAAAAUAAUUUAAUUCACAAUAUAUCUGAAGUAAAUAUGAGGUCCCUCAAGUAUAAGAGUUGUAAAAUCACCAGAAUAAUGACUAAAUAAACUGCGACUUAUUUCAUUGUUACUUUCUAAAACAAGUACCUAUUGGAUACAAUACCUACGUACGUACAAUUAUCGUACUCGUAUAUAUUAAAAACAGUUUAAAGAUACGUGUAAGACGUGGACUAAAGAUAAAGAAGUAAGUUUUGGUUGCGAUGUUUUCGAGUAAUGACACAAUUAUAGUAACAGACUCCGAACAAACUCUUGCCACUUUUGCCACCUAAGUUCAUUUUUAUUGUCAUUGAAUGACGCAACUUUUAAAUAUAAUAAAUUACACUAACUUCCAUUUUUUCGAUGUUUAGUUAAUAUAUAUGUAAUUUUAUUACACUAAAUUUAUACUGUAUUAAGUGCUAAAUGUACAGUAAUACGUUUCAUUAAUUUUUAUAAUACUAAAAUGUUUUAAGUAAUGUAAAGUUCUAGUCUACUGUAAAUAAACCGAU